AUGGCCCCGGUGUACAUCGCCGGCAAAACGAUCAUCCAAGCUUUUGACUUCGAUUUGGAGACCGGCGCGCUCGAGGCCAAAGCGCCCCCCAUCGAAGUGGAUGGGGCAGGCAGCUUCCUCGCGCUUGGGCAUGCCGCGGGCUUCACGAACAACGUGUUAUACUCCGUGGCCAAGCCUGGGGCUGCCGCAUUUCGUGUGGAUCCAGCGACGGGAGGACUCGCUCACCUCAACACCGUGAAGUGCGACCUCUCAGGCGCCUGCCACGUGACUGUGGCCUACAGCGGUGUAGAGGGCAUGGUCAUUACCUCUGCCUACGGUGCUGGUGGCCUGAACGUGAUCAGGGCCAAAGAGGACGGUAGCCUUGCAGAGGUGCAGCCAGGAGCUUCCAUCCAGCACCAUGGGGGCAGCAAUGUCUAUCAACCAGCGGAGGGCAAUGAGCAGGAACAGGCGCACCCGCAUUCCUGCUUUAUGGAUCCCGAAGGAAGGUUCGCGCUGGUCUCGGAUUUGGGCCAAGACAAGAUCUAUACCUACGCUGUGGAUCCGCCGCGUGGCCGCCUCGAGGCGCGGGCCACCACUGCCACGGCCCCGGGCGCUGGGCCACGCCACCUCUGUUUCCACCCCAAUGGGCAGCUAGUGUAUGGUAUCAAUGAGCUGGACUGCACCAUCAACGUGUACAGCUAUGAUCGUGAUGAAGGGAAGCUCGGCUUGAUCCAGACUGUCUCGACGCUGCCCGAAGGAUACAACAAUCGGGAUCAUGGCAACGCGAAGAAUGCUGCGGGAGAACCGGCAUCAGGCCCGAACCGACCGCAGCAGACCAAUGCCACGGCGGACAUCCAUGUCUCGCCAGAUGGUCGGUUUGUGUAUGGCUCAAACCGUGGCCAUGAUAGCUUGGUGUGCUUUGCGGUGGGUGGUAGUGGCCAGCUGGAGCUGGUGGGCUUCACCUACACCCAAGGUGCCCAUCCCAGGAACUUCAGCAUCCACCCUUCUGGCGAUUGGGUCUUGGUGGCGAACCAGGACAGUGACAACGUGGUGGUCUUCAGACGAGAUCAAGGGACAGGUGGUUUGACGGCGACAGACGCCCGGGUCACACUGAAAACGGCCAGGUGCAUUCUUUGGGGCAUGCCCGUGGAGCCUCGUCGGUGA
Messenger RNA from Symbiodinium natans, 1143 nucleotides. The record is from the annotation of a GenBank genome assembly. Lineage: Eukaryota; Dinophyceae; Suessiales; Symbiodiniaceae.